Acaromyces ingoldii is the source of this 1332-nucleotide messenger RNA. Its product is annotated as MFS general substrate transporter. Gene Ontology annotation, biological process: transmembrane transport. The coding region runs from base 1 to 1278 and encodes 425 amino acids. The record is from RefSeq and is a predicted model, not a curated record. The transcript is spliced from 4 exons. Gene Ontology annotation, molecular function: transmembrane transporter activity. NCBI's taxonomy places the organism in Eukaryota, Fungi, Basidiomycota, Exobasidiomycetes, Exobasidiales, Cryptobasidiaceae.
AUGACGACGCUCGAAAGCUGGCCAGACAGCAAGCGCUGGCAGGCGACGCUCGUUGCGUGUUUCUUUACCUUGAUCACCACUCUCACGGCCACAGGGUAUCCACUGUGCGAUGAGGCCAUCACGAGCGCCUUUGACGUCUCGCACACCACAUUCGUGCUUGGCAACACCAUGUAUCUGCUUGCCAUUGCCCUGGUGCCCCUCGUGCUGGCACCCCUGAGCGAAGACUUUGGUCGGAGGCCCGUCUACAUAGCAACGACGCUGGUCUAUGCCGUCUGCUUCAUUCCGCAGGCCCUGGCCGACAACAUGGCCACGAUCAUUGCCACACGCUUCUUCUGCGGUGCUGCGGGCAGCAUCGGCAACUCGCUUGCCGCCGGCGUCAUCUCGGACUGCUUUGCACCCGCAUACAGAGGCCUGCCACUGUACGUCUACUCGACCUCCGUCUACAUCGGCCAGGGCAUCGGUCCGGUUGCCUACGUGGCUACAGGGACCUUACAAGGGUGGCGCAUUGCCUUUUGGUGGAAUGGAGCGGCGGCGCUCGUGGCCUUUGUCGCCGUCGUCGCUCUUUUCCCCGAGACGCGCCCGCCUGCCGUGCUGCCUCCUUCAGAAAAAAGGUCCAAGGUUGCUCGCGCUGCCACCUCGACUACAGUUGCCCUCACGAUGCUGCUCACCCAGCCCGUCAUCGGCAGCAUCUCCCUCUGGUCUGCCCUGCUAUGGGGCAUCAACUACAUGGCCUUUGGAGCGAUUCCCUUGACCUUUGCACAAGCGUACGGCUGGUCGCUCCUGCAGCAGUCGUUUGUCUUUCUCACCAUGCUUGUCGCUGCCCUGGCAGGAUACGUGUGCCACGUGCACCAAGAGCAUAUUCAAGCGAGCGACCCGGAGCGCAUCGAGCUGCGGCUUCGCUACGCCUGCGUCGGCGCACUGCUGGCUCCCGCGGGGUUGUUCAUCUUUGCGUGGACGGCAAGGGCAUCCAUCACGCCCGUUGCACCAGUCAUUGGCGUGCUCCUCUUCAACACAGCCAUCUUUCCCAUCUACCAGGCCAUCUUCUCCUACCUCUCAGAGGUCUACGGCGAUCGAUCUUCGAGCGCAGUGGCCGCCCAGUCGUUCUUGCGCAACCUCUUUGCAGCAGUGCUACCCCUCUUGAACAGGCACAUGUAUGAAAAUCUAGGCUCCCCAUUGGCGACGACGACUCUGGCCGCGCUCGCCACAGUCUUUAGCACGGUGCCCUUUGUCAUUGUACGGUACGGCCCCGUGCUGCGAAGGAAGACCAUUGAGAAAUAGAAUUGGAACGUCGCUGUGCUACUGUGUCGUGUGGUCCUCGAUGGUCCUUGUGGG